Molecule: messenger RNA, 1395 nt
Organism: Sarcophilus harrisii (Tasmanian devil)
Lineage: Eukaryota; Metazoa; Chordata; Mammalia; Dasyuromorphia; Dasyuridae
Gene: ST6GALNAC1
Product: ST6 N-acetylgalactosaminide alpha-2,6-sialyltransferase 1
Exons: 8
Coding region: 124-1317 (397 amino acids)
Molecular function (GO): alpha-N-acetylgalactosaminide alpha-2,6-sialyltransferase activity
Source: RefSeq, a predicted model, not a curated record
GAUGAGGAGAUACACAGAACAGAAGUCCAGGAGAAGAAGAUAUUGACAAUUCUAACACCGCUGCCAACCAGCAAGAGUGCUCAGAUCACCAGUCUAGCUGCCUCCUUUCAGAGUCCCAACCCCAUGAGCAAGAAGAGGCUAAGAGUAGAAUAUUUCCAGGUAGAACCCCGCUGGAAAUUUGAGGAUGAAUAUAGAUUGGAAGAAGGAAGCCUACAAACGAAUUGUCCUGAUUCUGUGAAGGUCAAAGCUGCUCAGUCCUCUUGGCUCCGGGAACUCUUUCUACCCAACCUCACGCUCUUCCUGGAUUGGGAACAUUUCAACCUCAGUGAGUGGGAUCGGCUGGAACAUUUUAAGCCUCCAUUUGGCUUCAUGGGCCUUAAUUACUCCAGUGAGUUCUUAAAAGGAGGGGUUGGGGGAAGUAGUAGGUCUGGGGAAAAGAAAAGCUAUGACAAGGAAGGGGAAGUAAUUGUAUUGGUAAGGGACUGGCAGAUGACAACAGAUGUGUCCUUUCCCUGGUACCUUUACCAGAAAUUUGUGAAACAGCCUCUUGGGUCUCAUCAAGGGCCCAGAGUAGAAGCUCUCACUCUUCUAGUCAUUCAGGAAAUCCUGGAGAAGUUCCCACCUGUCUCUCAGCAGCAGAUUCUUUUGGCUGCCCACCCCCAACCCGGGAGCUCCCAUUGUGUUAGCUGUGCUGUGGUGGGGAAUGGAGGCAUCCUGAAAAGGUCUCGCAUGGGCCAGGAGAUAGACAGCCAUGACUAUGUAUUCAGGGUGAAUGGGGCUUUGAUCAAUGGCUAUGAGCAGGAUGUAGGUGCCCGGACUUCCUUCUAUGGUUUCACCUUCUAUAGUCUGGCCACAUCACUCAAGUUGUUGAGGAAUCAGGGUUUUCACCAAAUGCCAAUGGAAAAGGACAUCCACUACUUGCACUUCCUUGAAGGGCAUAAGGAUUUUGAAUGGCUGAAGCACAUGCUACGUGACCAGAUAAUGGAAAAAGCUGUCAUGGAAAGACCUUUACGAUAUCUACUGAUACACCCAGACUUGCUUCGAUAUGUGAAAAACAGGUUUUUGCGGUCAGAUAUCCUAGAUACUAUCAACUGGACUUUGUACCGCCCCUCUAAUGGUGCCUUUCUGCUACUCACUGCAAUCCAACUGUGUGAUCAGGUGAGUGCCUAUGGUUUCAUCACCAAUGAUUUUCAUCAAUUUGCUGACCACUAUUAUGACCCAGAGUGGAAAAAAAUGUUCUUAUACCUCAACCAUGACUUCAUCCUAGAGAAGAGAUUGUGGAAACAACUACACAAUGAAGAGCUUAAAGCACAAUGACACAGAUAAUCACACUUCCAGGAUCAAGCUGAAGUGCUUCAGAGUGUUGGAUCCUGCGACUGGAACAAAACAUGAGAC